Molecule: messenger RNA, 1254 nt
Organism: Botrytis porri
Lineage: Eukaryota; Fungi; Ascomycota; Leotiomycetes; Helotiales; Sclerotiniaceae
Exons: 1
Coding region: 1-1254 (417 amino acids)
Source: RefSeq, a predicted model, not a curated record
AUGUCUUCCUCGGAUGAAAUCAUCAAUCUCACCAACAAACGUAGCGAAAACUCAAAUCUGACCUCUGCUUCCAUUCCAAAGAGAAGCGAACGCUUGACUUUUUUCAAUCUUCCAAGCGAAGUUUCACAAACUAUAUUCAAACGGCUUCUCAAGGAGGCUCAAGACAAAAGUUCAAGGUUCUCUAACUAUGGAAUUCAAACGAGACAUAUCAAGGAUGCACUCAAUAUGCUAUCGAUGUCCAAGGAUGUGCGAGCUGGACUUUUGCCAGAAUUUUAUCGAGAAACGCUCAUUCCGAUUACACUGGACCUCGAGGAAUCUGAUUAUCUGGGAUUUCCUGAGAUUUACGAAUCGGACGGAGGCUGGAUAGAUACAGUAGAAGCGGCAGACUUCAAUUUCGAAGCAAUACUGGCCCAGAAUGAGCAUGAAAAUCACCCUGGCCGAAGUGAAAGUGAUCGACAGAGAUUGGACCACUUUUUAGUUCAUCAAGGCAGUCAAAUCAGGCGCAUCAAGUUGAACAUCAGUAGUAUUGGGGAUUAUGCUGGCUCACUCUUAACUGAGGACGCGGACUCUUACAGACUGUUUGAGGGGAGAAUCCAAGAAGUUAUCGGGCAAAUUUUGGGAAACGGGGAGGGAGGAACACCAAGAACGAGGAAAAUACUCGAGCUCAGCCUGUGUGUUCAGCCAGACCGUGACUACCCCAUAGAAGAAGAUGAAGACUACGAUCGAUACAAAUUUGAAUGCGCGAGCUUCAAUACUGUAAUGUCACUUCUCGAGCCAUUGAGAGAGCAUCUCGAUUCGAAACAAUGUGCGAAGUUGGAUUGGAACGGCCUCUAUGUUCUCAAGGCUACAGACAUCAAUUGCGGCAUCUUUUCUAACGGGAACAUUUCAUUUCUCAGGGACAUGAUUGAUGAUCUGACAUUAGAAGAACAGAACGCACGAAAGCAGUGGGCAGAAGAGCAACUGUUACGAAAUGUCGAGGUAGACAAAAGUCUCGUGGCAUUGCCUGUAGAGAGGAAUGAAGAUCAAUGGAUCAACUACUGGAGGAAUCACAGGGACGUAAGCCCAUACCGUCUAGCAUGUAUCAAUUUUCUAUAUCCUAAGGGUAUUGCUCAGGCGCGCACGACAAGUCCUAUAGAGUCUGAAUGGGUUCUAAAGAUUCUAGAAUCGUCUUGUUUGGUAUGGGAUAUUCAUGAAAUUCGACUCGUUCUUGAUUUAUUGCGUGAGAGAAAAAGAAAGCAUCUUCUUGAAAACUAA